Pieris macdunnoughi is the source of this 300-nucleotide messenger RNA. The record is from the annotation of a GenBank genome assembly. NCBI's taxonomy places the organism in Eukaryota, Metazoa, Arthropoda, Insecta, Lepidoptera, Pieridae.
AUGUCACGAAAAUUCAAAUAUUUAUACACUAUUCAGCUCCCUUCUCAAUGGCAUCAAAACUUUGAUGAUGGAGAACGUCUGGCAUAUCAGGCCACCGGCGGCGAGGGCCAGACCGAUCAACGCCAAGGGAUAAGCGGCAAAACUGUGACUGAAUCCGCCCAACUGGUGGAUCACCGCCACCAAGCACAAUACACCUGCAUUAAAAUUCGCUAUAUUCCUUGUACCGAAACUUAUCCAAUACAGAAAAAUAGAGACCUAGCGAUCCAACAUACAAAAUUGAUGGAGUUAACAAGAAUUUAA